GCCAUUCAGUGAGUGAGAGUUAAAGCAAAUAAUUAAAUUGUUAAAGACUUUGUUUAUAUUUAUAAUGUUUAUUUAGCAAAUAGUACAUAAAUUGUUUAUAGUGCAAAUAAUAGAAUGUAUAAUGGAUUUUGAUAGUCCUGAUGUGGAAAAAGAUUUUCCCGGUUUGUAUGCAUCGGAAAGUGUCGAUGGUAAAUCAAAAAAAAGCAAAGAAGAAAGUGAUUAUAGUGAAGGUGACCAUGAAAAGGUCAGUAAAAAGGACCUACUUAUUGGCAGACGUAAAGAAAAGAAGGAUAAGGGCAAGGAUCGUGGGUAUGCAGCAUUAGAGGGUGAAAGUUCUCCAGAGGAAGAAUUGGAAGCUAAGAGCCCAUCUAAGUCAAAGAAAUCAAAAACAUUUAAAUUUACCUCCUCUAAAAGUAAAGAAAAACGUGAAAAAUCCCGUGAUAAGGAAAAAUUGGAUAAGGAUCAAAUACAGGACGAAAAAACUAAAGAAAAAGAUAAAACCGAAAAAGAUAAAGAAACAAAAAAGAAAGAUAAGGAGCGUAAAGAAAAAGAGAAAAAAGAGAAAUCGAAGGAUAAGGAAAAAGAUAAAAAGGAUAAGAAAACAAAACAGCUAAGUAUAGCUUCUGAAGAAGUACUAGAACUGGGCGAUGCACAACCUGUUUUUGGUGUGUCGGUUAGUUUAGCUACUGAGCGAAGUCGUUGUCAUGAUGGCAUUGAUUUGCCGUUAGUCGUACGUGACUGCAUCGAUUAUUUACAAGAAAAUGCACUUAAGUGCGAGCAAAUUUAUAAAGUAGAAACAGUUAAAACGCGGCUACAGCAUUUCAAACGCUUAUACAACAAUCGAGAACGUCAACCUGAAACCGAUGAGUUGGACAUGCCUACAGCAUGCGGUUUACUUAAACUUUAUCUUAGAGAGUUACCUGAGCCAAUUUUAACCACUGAUCUUAUUGCGCGGUUCGAAGAAGUAGCUGCACACCCCCAAGUAACUAAACAACAAGAGGAGCUACAACAAUUGCACAAUCUAUUGCCAAGCUGUAACAAAACUCUUCUAUCUUGGAUAUUAUUGCAUUUUGAUGCAGUUAUACAAAAUGAAAUGCACAAUAAAAUGAAUGCUCAAUCACUGGCUAUGCUGUUAAGUCCAGUAUUGCAAAUGUCGCACCGCUUACUAGUAACACUAUUGUGUCACUGCCCGAAUUUAUUUGCAGAUGUGCAUCUUAUAAAAUAUGUACCACCCAUUACAUCAUCCAGUCCUAAACUACCCGAUAAUCCUGAUGAACUGCAAACUGAACUACGUAAACAAGAAAGUCUUUUAGCACAAAUACAUGCUGAAAUGAAUGCUGGGUUUGUGUCCAAAAAGCGCGAAGAGCAACUAUGGGAAGUGCAACGCAUUAUUACACAACUGAAACGUAAAUUACGUGGUUUUGAAAAGAAACAAGAAAAAUCCAUUGACGAACUACAAAGUGUACCAGUUUCGUGCGAUACAACCGAUGCCAAAGCAAAAAUAGCUUUAACGAAACAAACCAAACUAAGCUGUUCUGAUGAUGAACCAACUAAAGCGAUUUGCACAAUGCACUCAAAUGAAUCCGCAGAAAGUACUGAAGCCAAAAAUACACCGCAACAAGAGAUAAUUGAUUGUAUGCCUAUAGCAAUACCGGAAGAGAAUUUAAAUGAUGCACUCACUGAAUUAACAAUUGAUGACAAACGACAUCCAGACGGCUUGUAUAUUGAUGAAGAGACCAAGUUUCUAAUGGUACCGAAAACUCACGCGGAUUACGAGACACUGCUGCGUCUACAAUUAGAAAAUCAGGAGUUGAUUGCUUGGAAGACACAAUUGCAAACGCGUAUAAGUGCUGAACGUGCUGAAAUAUUACGGCUAAAACAACAGCUGCAGAGGCAGCCAAUAAGGCGUACCGCGGAAGAACAUAUCAGUGAAAGUGAUUGCGAGAAACUCAUAGGCACUUAUAUGCGCGAAAACAAAUUACUCGAGCAAAAGAAACUGAUAUUAGCGAAUGAAAUAUUUCAAGAGAAUAAAGAUUUAAUUGGUCUGCAAGUCGAACUACUCAUGAGGCAAUAUCAAAAAUAAUUUUAAAAUGUAACAAAUAUCGAGAUUAUUCACCACAUUUCAUAUAUAUAUUAAUACUCU
Molecule: messenger RNA, 2143 nt
Organism: Teleopsis dalmanni
Lineage: Eukaryota; Metazoa; Arthropoda; Insecta; Diptera; Diopsidae
Gene: Rlip
Product: ralA-binding protein 1
Exons: 5
Coding region: 122-2083 (653 amino acids)
Biological process (GO): small GTPase-mediated signal transduction
Molecular function (GO): GTPase activator activity; small GTPase binding
Source: RefSeq, a predicted model, not a curated record